UAUCAAAAAUAAGAAAUAAACCUCUCAUCACCAUUAGUCUCAUCAAAGUUUUUUUUUUUAUAAAAAGAAGAAAGUAGAUUCUCAAUUUUUUAAUAACACAUUUUGCAAGCAAUGGCAGCCAUGAACUCCAGUGUUUUGGCAUGCAACUAUGCCAUCUCAGGCACUGGAUCAUCUGAGCUUAAUGCAAAGAUUGUUUCCAUGCCUGCAGUUGCAUCCCCAGUUGUGUCUGGUCCCAAAUUACCUAUAAUCAGAGCCCAACAGGCUAGAGCUGAUUCUAAAGAAAUGAAAGCCAGUGAAGGAAGAAGAGCUGCACUGGUUUAUCUUGCAGCUACCCUUUUCACCUCUGCUGCUGCUUCUGCCAAUGCCGGAGUAAUUGAAGAUUACCUUGAAAAGAGCAAAGCUAACAAGGAAUUGAAUGACAAGAAGAGAUUGGCCACUAGUGGAGCAAAUUUUGCAAGAGCAUACACAGUUCAAUUUGGCACAUGCAAAUUCCCCGAGAACUUCACAGGCUGCCAAGAUCUUGCCAAGCAAAAGAAAGUGCCAUUUAUCUCUGAUGAUUUGGCUUUGGAGUGUGAAGGAAAGGACAAAUACAAGUGUGGUUCCAAUGUUUUUUGGAAAUGGUGAAGAGGGAGAGCUCUCUGUAAAUCUCCGUUUGCCAAGAUGUAUCUAGUUUUCCAUGUAACAAACAUUACACUCCAUUUUUCUCUGUGAUUCUCUCCUAUGUUUUCGAUUCUUGCUCAAUAUUGCUUCAACCCUGGAGAGUGUAUGGAGAAACAAAUGGAGUUUGUACCCAAAUUUUCAUGAUUAAUUAUCACUGGACUACCCAUCA
Molecule: messenger RNA, 829 nt
Organism: Populus nigra (black poplar)
Lineage: Eukaryota; Viridiplantae; Streptophyta; Magnoliopsida; Malpighiales; Salicaceae
Product: photosystem I reaction center subunit N, chloroplastic-like
Exons: 3
Coding region: 112-624 (170 amino acids)
Biological process (GO): photosynthesis
Cellular component (GO): chloroplast photosystem I
Source: RefSeq, a predicted model, not a curated record